AUGUCCACCCAGCCCCUCCAACUAUCCCCCUUAUCCCCCGCCUCUCAUCCCGAACUCCCCUUCUCCCGCGACACCCCCAUUCAACCCGCCAAACCAGAAACCCUCAAAAACAGCCCCAACCCCAACCUCCAAACCCCCCACGCAGAAUCCACAACUCCCUCUCCAUUCCUCAUCCACGCCCUCCGCAAGAAAGCGAAAAAAGAUGUGAAAGCAGCGAGAGAAGAAGAGAAGAAGAAGAGCAGAGAAAUAGAAGAGGGGAAGAGAUUAUUUGGGGGGAUCGUGGCGAAGGUUUGGAGGGUGCGGAGUGAGUUGAAGCUCGAACAUCCCGAUGUAGCAGACUCGGUUCUGGAGCAGGAAGCUUGGAAAUUGGUUUUUUACUAG
This is a messenger RNA of Botrytis fragariae, 381 nucleotides long. RefSeq lists its product as uncharacterized. The record is from RefSeq and is a predicted model, not a curated record. The transcript is spliced from 2 exons. Lineage: Eukaryota; Fungi; Ascomycota; Leotiomycetes; Helotiales; Sclerotiniaceae. Bases 1 to 381 code for a protein of 126 amino acids.